Molecule: messenger RNA, 318 nt
Organism: Radiomyces spectabilis
Lineage: Eukaryota; Fungi; Mucoromycota; Mucoromycetes; Mucorales; Radiomycetaceae
Product: G-patch domain-containing protein
Exons: 2
Biological process (GO): regulation of ribosome biogenesis
Cellular component (GO): nucleolus
Molecular function (GO): telomerase inhibitor activity; nucleic acid binding
Source: RefSeq, a predicted model, not a curated record
AUGGGCUUAGCAGGACAACGAGACAAGCAGCGCAUUUCUGCCGAUCCAAACAACUUGCACUGGAGUAAAGAUGAGAGCAAGUUUGGAUUCAAAAUGUUGCAAAAGAUGGGCUGGGCUCCCGGAAAAGGUCUCGGCAUCAAUGAAGACGGUACACGCGAUCAUGUAAAGAUCAAGUUGAAAGACGAUACUUUGGGCCUGGGCGCCAACAAGAAAAAUACAGACAACUGGCUAGGCAACACCGAUGCAUUUUCUCGUCUUCUUGCUGAUUUGAACAGUCGUACGCCCUCGGAAGCCAGCAGCGAAGCGACAUCGGAGUCA